Amoebophrya sp. A25 is the source of this 3391-nucleotide messenger RNA. The record is from the annotation of a GenBank genome assembly. NCBI's taxonomy places the organism in Eukaryota, Dinophyceae, Syndiniales, Amoebophryaceae.
GUCUGUCUUGGGGCGAUUGCAGUGCUUUGCGUAGCAGGUUGGCGUUUUUCUGUAAUCGCCAACCUCGCCAACGGUAAUGCCAUUCCUAUUUGGCUCUUGGAGAUAAUUCUUGAGUCGCAAGAAGAUGGCGCGCAUAUUGAGCGGGGUGAGCAGCAGCAGUAACCCCAUACGACCAACAAAAGCAGACGCCGGACCACCCUUAUUUUCGGCUGUGUUGCCAAGCGAGACGAGCGCCCGACGAGGUUCAGCGCCGAGCAUUCGACAGCGCGCAUCUCGGUUACUAUGCAGCCGCCGGGAGGAUGGCUCGAAAGGCGCCUCUGACGAUGGCGGCGGCGCCAUGAAGGACGAGGAUUUUGGUGGAGGGGUCCUUGGUGGCGAGAAGGCAGACGAUGGAAGUUCGUCAUACCGUAUUAAGCUAACAAGUCCGGGCUUUUCCUCCUAUCGUGCGUUCGAGGCACUCAUGCGCUCUGACCUGGUUCGCAUUGCCGCUCUUGACGAGUUCAGCAGUACUGAAAAUAGCGGUCAACUGAAGACAGACGAUGCUCAACUGCAGAAGGGGUUGCAACGAUGCGCGGAACAGCUGCGAGAGCACGCGACCGCGACCGAGCUCGCGUCAAGGGUGGCGUUUCUAGAACUUCUAGUUGUGCGAUUGGGCCUUCUCUUCGGCUCUGCCCUCCGUCAUUACACAACUACUGGCACUUGUUCUGCGCCGGAUUUGCUAGAAGACGACGACACCUGGACCUCAGCUACACUCUCUAGUACAUUGUCGUCGAAUAGGAAUGCUGCCUACGCGGACACGCGCAUUGGAUGGGUCCCAGGUGUCUACACGAGUUUCGUUGCGGCACUUCGCUCUUCUCACGAAACAAAAGCUAAAGUUCUCAAGACACGCGUCGCCGAACUACCUGAGCCAGUAGCACAAAAGCCAAAACUUACGGUGGAACACUUAGGAGUUGCAGGACUAAAAAAUGGAAGCAUCAACAUUCCGCCAACAAAAGCUGACCACGUCGUGCAAGACCAAGAGAGCCGUGCGAGCCGAAGUAUUGAGCAGACAAUUGUUCGAGUUGAGCAAGGAACGCAAAGCGAAAGUCGAGAAAAGAAAGACGCGUCACAGCAGACGCAGGGUGUCGAAAUGCGCGAUGCAAGCACCGAGGCAAGCAUCGAAGAAGACACCCAGACUUUGCCUGCUGUUGAACAUAAGGCUUUCCCAUCAGUAGUUGUUGAAACGCAGCACCGGGAUGUGCAAACCUCGAUUUCCUUGACAGCCGUAGAGGAUAUGUCGGCAGCACUGCUGGCAGAAACAGAGGGAGGGGGGAGGGGGAGCAGUAUUCCUUUCACUGUAGUAAAUGAUGAAGACGUAUUUUUGCCGUCGUCUUCCAGCGCCACUUUGGAUGUUGAAGGCGCGGGUGUGAAGAAGCCAGCUACGAGGCGUCCCGAAAAGAGCGCAACGUCACCGGCGAGUACUUGCAGUGUCCAGAGCGGUGACAUAAGAUUGUCCGAGAAAGACGAGGACGCCAGUCGAACUGAUAUUGUGGCUCGAAGUACUCCAGCCAAAGAGACUGAAGAGAAAAGCAGCGAAACGGGUGAGACACGUGGACAAUCCCCGAAACUAGAGCAGCCUCUUUUUCGAAGGACCAUAGGCGUAGGCACUUGUCCAGUGGAGACAAAAGAAGAUGACCGUCCGUUUGCUUGGAUCGACCGAUUACGAAAGACCAGGCACAGUUCGCUCUUACCGUCGAAAAAGUUGGGUCCGCUGACUAAGCGCCGCUCGCCCCUGGACGAAACAGAUGCUUCGCGAAAAACAGGCAGUGGUGAUGCUCCCGACGCGGCACCAGAAACCUCGGCAAGCAGUCUAGCACUCCGAAACGAGGCACAAGUACCCGCAGCUCGAAAGCCUUUUACAACCUCAUCCACCAUAGACCGUCCGCUGCAAGAGCAAGUGGCGCAGUUGAAGAAGACGCUGGCGCUGGAGAAAGACUUUGCGCAGGGUGUCUGCGCUGAGAAUACGGCGCUCAGUGACCAAAUAGCGAAGCUGGGCUCCGAAAUAUCGGCCCUGCGGUCGAGUGUAGAAUUGGGAGAGCGUGAAAGAGACGACAUACUUGCGAAAGCGAAAAGAGUCACGGACCGCCCUUUCGUUCACCAUAGCUGGUUGCACGAGAAGCUGCGAUCACUCGGUAACCCUGCGUUGUUAGCUUUUACUGUGAAAGUUUUUCAUUUAUUUGAAGUUCUCUACUUGUUUUUUCGGAUCAGUCAUUUAGAGGAACAGUUCCGUCAUGCAGUCGUCUCUUCCAUCCAUCAUCCUGUUUAGGCAGUCCGUAAAUCAAAAAAUUCGUCGUCUUUACAAAGACGCACUACUCGCAAUAUGAAAAAUUGAGCUAAUUUAUUCCAAUUCCAAUAUUACCUUCUUACUUGUUAUUUUCUGUGGCGUCUAUUCAGAAUCCCGAGAAGUGGGGGUGCAAGCUCCAGAUAGCACUAUGCAGUUUCUGCCGGUGCAUGUUGCGGUGCAGACAAGCUUCAGUCCUAAGGUGUUGCCAUCGCGGACGAAGAUCGGGACACUUCCUCCGAAUGCGGCCGCGAAGGACCGUACUAGUCAAGCUGAAAAGGAUCUAGAGUACGACAGGACACCGGACGAUGAAGCAGUAGAGGGAACAUCGCGGACGCUGGGGAAUAGAGGUGAAGAAGGCGGCGCCAGAGGUGGCACGUCGACAGGUGAACCGACAUGGACGACGACCGCAGGAAGCUUGUCAGCAAGGCUUAGCGAUAAUGCAACUCUCUCCAUCAAAGCAGGGAGUAGUAGCACUACGCGGCGAUCGGUUCGUGCUUCUCCUUUUUCAUCUCCGUCCAUGGCGGCGCGAUCAGGCAUAUCAACGGCAAUGCUUGGCUUUGCUAACCGCGCAGCGCAGUGAGUGGAUGAGGCGACGAAUCUUGCGCUGAUCGAGGCAUAUAUUUCAUGAAAUGUUUCGUAUACAAAUAACUAUAUCACGGCAAAUAAGCCCUCUAUAUUCAUAGCAUCAUUGAGAAUCACGAGUAUUACACGUAAUAACCAAUGUUCAACACUCUCCCUUUGUGCACAGAAGACAGUGCUGUCAGCAUGAUAGCAAGUUGCAAAGAUAGUAUCACUCAGCUUUUAUGAUUUUCACCGUUUCGCAAUAGUGUUUCGAUAGCUUUGAUGUUAAUGUUUCGUUUCUCAGUGAGACUCGCACUAGUAGUGCAGAGGGACUAGUGAAAGCCAGCGCCGAUGAACUGGUGAUUAGUUUAGAGUGUGUGUCGUGAUGCGCAGGUACUCGGUACACUUGUAUGGCGUGACUCAGAGAGGUUGAUGUUCAUGCGAUUGGCAUAUGUCAUGCGCAGAAGGAUAAUCGAGUCCUCGCGUCAUGUUGAUGUUGUACAGCAG